Molecule: messenger RNA, 3497 nt
Organism: Gilbertella persicaria
Lineage: Eukaryota; Fungi; Mucoromycota; Mucoromycetes; Mucorales; Choanephoraceae
Product: DNA-directed RNA polymerase III subunit RPC2
Exons: 6
Coding region: 14-3433 (1139 amino acids)
Biological process (GO): DNA-templated transcription
Cellular component (GO): RNA polymerase III complex
Molecular function (GO): DNA binding; ribonucleoside binding; DNA-directed RNA polymerase activity
Source: RefSeq, a predicted model, not a curated record
UGAAUUAAAUAAAAUGGCUGAUAUGCACAACCAUGACCUUGAAAAGGAUCCUCUCGAACCUUUAAAGGCAGAAUAUUUUGAAGGAAAACACCUAUCUGCUCCUGUUCGAGAAAUCGAGGACAAGUGGAAGCUAUUGCCUGCAUUUUUAAAGGUCAAAGGUCUUGUAAAGCAACAUAUCGACUCGUUCAAUUACUUUGUCAAUGUGGAUUUAAAGAAUAUCAUUAAAGCAAACGAAAAAGUCACAUCCGAUGUCGAUCCUCACUUUUAUCUCAAAUAUACAGGCAUUCGUGUAGGCAGCCCUGAACGCACGGAUGCAGAUGUUGCCAAUCGUAGUUAUACACCUCAUGAAUGUCGUCUUCGUGAUUUGACAUAUUCUGCCAAUAUCUAUGUCGAUGUUGAAUACACUCGUGGUCGCCAAAUCGUUAAACGAAAGAAUGUUAUGAUUGGCCGUUUGCCUAUCAUGUUGCGUUCGUCUCACUGUGUAUUGACUGGUAAAAACGAAGCAGAAUUGGCCCGUAUGAAAGAAUGCCCCUUGGAUCCUGGUGGAUAUUUUGUUGUGAAAGGUACAGAAAAAGUCAUUCUUGUUCAAGAACAAUUGUCCAAGAACCGUAUCAUUGUCGACGUAGAUAAAAAAAAUAACAUUGUUGCUAACGUCCAAAGUUCUACACAUGAACGUAAAUCAAAGACGGCUGUUUUCGUCAAGAAUGGCAAGAUUUAUCUGAAGCACAACUCUAUUGCUGAAGAUAUUCCUGUUGCCAUUUUCAUGAAAGCGUUGGGUAUUCAAUCAGAUAAAGAAAUUGCUCAGCUUGUUUGUGGUAAUGAUCAUGAUUUGAACGAUGCUUUUGCUGUCAACAUUGAAGAAUCUUCUCGUUUGCGUGUAUUUACUCAAAUGCAAGCCCUUGAUUAUAUCGGUGCCAAAGUUAAAAUCAACCGUAAAUUAUCGACUGUCAAAAAAACAUUGGCAGAAGAAGCAUUGGAAGUACUUGCUACUGUCAUUUUAGCCCAUGUACCUGUAGAAAACUUGAAUUUUAGAGAAAAGAGUAUUUAUGCAGCUGUCAUGAUUCGUCGUGUAUUGGUUGCCAUGACAGAUCAAGUUCAAGUCGAUGACCGUGAUUAUGUCGGUAACAAGCGUUUGGAAUUGGCUGGUCAAUUGUUGUCCUUAUUGUUUGAAGAUUUAUUCAAAAAAUUCAAUUCAGACUUGAAGAUUAGUGCUGAUAAGGUGCUCAAGAAACCUAACCGUACUCAAGAAUUCGAUAUUUUCAACCAAUUGGUCUUGCAUGGUGAUCAUAUCACAAGUGGGUUCAUUCGUGCCAUUUCAACUGGUAACUGGGUAUUGAAGCGUUUCAAAAUGGACCGUGCAGGUAUCACACAAGUAUUAUCCCGUCUAUCCUAUAUUUCUGCUUUGGGUAUGAUGACACGUAUUUCAUCUCAAUUCGAAAAGACAAGAAAGGUUUCUGGUCCAAGAGCCUUGCAGCCCUCACAAUGGGGUAUGCUUUGUCCCUCAGAUACACCUGAAGGUGAAGCAUGUGGUUUGGUCAAGAACUUGGCUUUGAUGACACACAUUACAACAGAUCAAGAAGAAGAACCCAUUAGAAAGAUUGCAUUUGCUUUAGGUGUAGAAGAUGUCAACCUCUUGACAGGUGCUGAGAUGUAUUUACCCAAUACAUUUAUCGUCCUCUUGAACGGUAACAUUUUGGGUAUCACACGUCGUGUACAACACUUUGUACGCAGUUUCCGUCGUCUUCGUCGUGUGGGUCGUAUUUCAGAAUUCGUCUCCGUGUUUGUCAAUAUUCAUCAAAGAACAGUCAAUUUGUCUUCAGAUGGUGGUCGUAUUUGUAGACCAUUGAUCAUUGUCGAAAAUGGCAACCCUGCUGUUACACAAAAGCAUGUCAAUGAUCUUAUUGCUGGUAAACUCGUAUUUGAUGAUUUCCUCAAAAAGGGUCUUGUUGAAUAUGUAGAUGUGAAUGAGGAAAGUGAUUCCAACAUCGCAGUGUAUGAAAAGGACAUUAUACCACAAACAACCCACUUAGAAAUUGAGCCUUUUACUAUCCUCGGUGCUGUCGCUGGUCUGAUUCCUUAUCCUCACCAUAACCAAUCUCCUCGUAAUACUUAUCAAUGCGCUAUGGGUAAACAAGCUAUUGGUGCCAUUGGUUAUAACCAACUAAACCGUAUUGAAACACUGAUCUAUUUAAUGGUCUAUCCUCAACAACCUAUGGUAAAGACAAAGACAAUUGAACUUAUUGGUUAUGACAAAUUACCUGCUGGUCAAAAUGCUACUGUGGCUGUCAUGAGUUAUUCUGGUUAUGAUAUUGAAGAUGCCUUGGUCUUGAAUAAGUCUGGUUUAGAUCGUGGUUUUGGUCGUUGUCAAGUCAUGAGAAAAUAUGCCAGUUUAGUGAAGCGUUAUCCCAAUGGUACUCAUGAUCGUUUAGCAGAUCCUCCUGCUCGUAAUUCUGAUUUAUGGAACGAUAGUUAUGAUGCUAUUGAACCUGAUGGUAUUGCUGGUGUAGGUGAGCCCCUUGAAGCAGGCUCGAUCUAUAUCAAUAAACAAACACCUGUCAGUAGUGGUAUUGAUGCUGGUGUUCCUGGUGCUGCGCAAAGUGUUGCUUAUAAACCUGCUCCUCAACGUUAUGUUGACAAGGUGCUGUUUACAACAACAGAAUCAGAUCAAACAUUGAUUAAGGUCAAUAUUCGUCAAACACGUCGUCCUGAAUUGGGUGACAAGUUCUCUUCUCGUCACGGUCAAAAGGGUGUGUGUGGUAUCAUUGUGCAGCAAGAAGAUAUGCCUUUCUCUGAUUUGGGUGUUUGUCCUGAUAUUAUUAUGAAUCCUCACGGUUUCCCAUCUCGUAUGACUGUUGGUAAAAUGAUUGAGUUGUUGGCUGGUAAAGCAGGUGUCUUGGAUGGCUCACUUCAAUAUGGUACUGCUUUUGGUGGUAGUAAAGUAGAAGAUAUGAGCAGAAUUUUGAUUAGCAAGGGCUUCAAUUAUUCUGGUAAAGAUUAUGUGACAUCAGGUAUCACUGGUGAACCUCUUUCUGCAUAUAUUUUCUUUGGUCCCAUUUAUUAUCAAAAAUUGAAGCACAUGGUCAUGGAUAAGAUGCAUGCUCGAGCAAGAGGUCCUCGUGCAACGCUUACUCGUCAACCUACAGAAGGUCGUUCAAGAGAUGGUGGUCUUCGUUUGGGUGAAAUGGAGCGUGAUUGUUUGAUUGGUUAUGGUGCUUCUAUGUUGUUGUUGGAACGUUUGAUGAUUUCUUCAGAUGCUUUUGAAGUUCAUAUCUGUGAUAACUGUGGUUUGAUUGGUUAUUCAGGUUGGUGUCAAUUCUGUAAGAGUAGUAAGUUCAUGAAAACUAUGGAAAUACCCUAUGCUGCCAAAUUACUUUUCCAAGAAUUAAUGGCCAUGAAUAUUUCACCCCGUAUGAUCUUAGAAGACUCUAUUUAAAUACACUAUAUUACAUAAGACUGUACAUAAUAAAAAAAAACAAAAAAUUUUGCAUGAAUAACGG